CGCGUGUCCGGCAUUUAAUUGUGUCCUGUGUGUUCAGUUGACAGCAAUGGCAGGUCCUGACCUUAUAAAAACUCUUCUGUACACAAUUAAUAACCUUUUACAGCAGGAGAAGUACAAAGCCGGCUUGGCAGUUGUGAAAGGGUUCAGAAACGGUGCCGUAUAUGGGGCAAAGAUCAGAGCACCGCAUGCCCUGGUUAUGACAUUUCUGUUUAGAAGUGGCAGUUUGAAAGACAAAUUUAAAGCCAUUUUGAAGGCCACAUACACCCACUCUCGGAAUCUGGCAUACUUCGUGUUCACGUACAAAGGUCUUCAAGCCUUACAGCAGAAGAUCCAAGGAAAGAGCUUCCAGUCUCACUCUUUUCUGGCUGCCUGUGUUGGAGGAUGGUUGGUGUUUGGAGACAACAACAACAUAAAUAGCCAGAUUAACAUGUACCUGCUGUCCAGAAUCCUGUUUGCCUUGUCUCGACUGGCUGUGGAGAAAGGAGUUAUCCCUGCGCCCAAACAAGAUCCUUUCCCAAUCUUUGCCACACUGGUUUGGGGGAUUGUCUUGUGGCUUUUUGAGUAUUAUCCACACACCCUUCAGCCCUCACUGCAGUCCUCCAUGAACUACCUCUACCAUGACAGUAAUGUGUGGCAUGACAUCUCAGACUUCCUUAUAUAUAAUAAACCAAGGACUGCAUCUCAGUAAUGAGGUCUUUGUUUUUGGAUGUGAAUAUGCUCUUUAUGAUGCAAUCAUUACCUUUAUAAUCUUUUUUAUGACCAAUACUCCAAAUGACAUAGAAUGCUACCUUUUUAAAACUGCAUUGCAGGAUCAUUGUGCUGUAUACAGUUAAUGUUUUAAUUCGUAGAGUAAUUUAUUUUAUGUGUCUGAUCUCUCCACAUUUCCAUCCCAGCUACUAAAUUACAAAAUGUACAAGGUACAUUUGCGUUGUGUGAUCUACUUGUGACAUUUUUAAAUAAAUAUAAUU
This is a messenger RNA of Melanotaenia boesemani (Boeseman's rainbowfish), 968 nucleotides long. RefSeq names its product peroxisomal membrane protein 4 (gene pxmp4). Bases 47 to 688 code for a protein of 213 amino acids. The record is from RefSeq and is a predicted model, not a curated record. The transcript is spliced from 4 exons. NCBI's taxonomy places the organism in Eukaryota, Metazoa, Chordata, Actinopteri, Atheriniformes, Melanotaeniidae. Gene Ontology annotation, cellular component: peroxisomal membrane.